This is a messenger RNA of Frieseomelitta varia, 3803 nucleotides long. RefSeq names its product paired box protein Pax-6 (gene toy). Bases 1147 to 2691 code for a protein of 514 amino acids. The transcript has 10 exons. Lineage: Eukaryota; Metazoa; Arthropoda; Insecta; Hymenoptera; Apidae. Gene Ontology annotation, biological process: anatomical structure development; regulation of transcription by RNA polymerase II. Gene Ontology annotation, molecular function: DNA-binding transcription factor activity, RNA polymerase II-specific; RNA polymerase II cis-regulatory region sequence-specific DNA binding. The record is from RefSeq and is a predicted model, not a curated record.
GCAGGGAUCUUCGCAUGAAGGAAGGCAGACUCUGAUGGUCAAUCGGGCGCCGCGCACCGCAGCAGUGACGCGUCACUGCACCCCUGUUUUCGAGUUGCACGUGUUUCUUUCCUCUUCACCGACGCUCACCGUUUACGAUUGUCCUUUUCUCGUUCUUCCUUGGUCAGCUUGCCGCGAUAACGACCGACAAACACGGUACACGAGACUCGACCGCCCGUAAACCUUGCUACCCAGGCUGCUGCUGCUAGAUCCGUUGCCGAUGCUAGAGAGCCAAGUUCUCGCGACGCCAGUCAUUCCUUCACGUUCCGUCGAGCCUCGUCCUUCACUGCUGACCACCGAAAACUCUCGCUCGUGUUUCCGUACAACCGACAAACCGUUCGUUAUUGCCGUCGUCGUCGUCGUCGUCAUCGUCAUCGUCGUCAUCACCGUCAUCGCCAUCAUCGCCAUCAUCGCCAUCAUCUCGUCGUCGUCGUCGUCGUCGUCGUCGUUGAUUUCUUCCUGUGCCGAUUCGCAAAAUAUCUCGAUCGAUUCGCAGCCUGGCUGCAGUGGUGAAAUACCGUUAUUCAAGUACUUCGCGCCACUUGCGUUUGAAAACUGUGCAAUUCUAAGUGAUCAGUGAGACCGUUCCUUAACCAAAGAAGAUCUCUGCGUAAUCUGUCUGCAUACGUCAACGGUACAACGAGAUACGUCUGUUUAUGAAAUCGUGGCGAGUCGAGCCGCUCGAACAGUACCGUUGGUCGAGCUGCGUUCGAAAAGUGUUGUGAACAUCCCGCGGAGACACGUAGCUGCGGAUUGUGCUUUUAGCUGGUGACUGGAUCCGGCCUGACCACGGCCAUUCUCGACACGCACUGUGUUAGCGUGGCCGGAGGUGGCGGCGGUGGCGGAGGCGGCGGCGGCGGCGGAGGAGGCGGUGGAGGUGGUGGCACGGUCGGCGGCGGUCGGCUGAACCUGCACCUUCGUCCUUGCGGAGGCGGCGGUGGCGGUGGCGGCAUUGCCGCGAGUGACAGCGCUUCGGAUUACCCGCCAAGUGCUACGGCAGCGCGGAGCAGGGAAGCGGCGGCGGCGGCGCUGCACGCGGCAAGAACGCUGUUGGGCGCGGGGGUGGCUAACCCUUGCUCGCCCACCCCCGAACCGCCCUUCUGGAAGAUGCCACAUAAAGAGGAGGACUUGAUGCACGGGGGUGGUGCGGGUAUUGGCGGGGGUUCUAUGGUCGGACAGAACUCAAUAUUUGGGUGCUCGGCUGCAGGACACAGCGGGGUUAACCAGCUUGGCGGUGUUUACGUCAACGGCCGACCAUUACCAGACUCUACCAGGCAGAAGAUCGUCGAACUGGCCCACAGUGGCGCGAGGCCCUGCGACAUUUCGCGCAUACUGCAAGUCAGCAACGGAUGCGUUUCCAAGAUACUCGGCAGGUACUACGAGACCGGUUCGAUCAAGCCACGUGCGAUCGGCGGUAGCAAGCCGCGCGUCGCUACCACACCGGUCGUGAACAAAAUCGCCGAUUACAAGCGGGAAUGCCCGUCGAUCUUCGCUUGGGAGAUCCGCGAUCGACUUCUACAAGAAGGUGUUUGCAACAACGACAACAUUCCGAGCGUGUCGUCCAUCAACAGGGUGCUGAGAAACCUGGCCUCGCAGAAGGAGCAACAGGCUGCGGCGGUGCAGGCGCAUCAGGGUGCCGAGAGCGUGUACGAUAAGCUUCGGAUGUUCAAUGGGCAAGCUGCAGGUUGGCCACCGGCUUGGUAUUCCGCUACGCCCUCUCAUCAUCCCCUGGCCACGGGAAUUCCAACGGCAGCGACCCCUGGCUCUGGCCAGUCGCUGCUACCCGGCAGCCAGCUUCACGGUCGCGACGAUUCUCUGCUCAAACGAAGCGAUACGGGUUCUUUGUUGUCGCAUCAACAGGAAACGACGUCGGAUGGGAACUCGGAGCACAACUCGUCCGGCGACGAGGACUCGCAGGUUCGAUUGAGGCUAAAACGGAAGUUGCAACGCAAUCGAACGUCUUUCUCCAACGAACAGAUCGACAGCCUCGAGAAAGAAUUCGAGCGGACACAUUACCCGGACGUGUUUGCACGGGAGCGUCUCGCUGAGAAGAUUGGAUUGCCUGAGGCACGUAUCCAGGUGUGGUUCAGUAAUCGCAGAGCGAAGUGGCGUCGAGAGGAGAAAUUACGGAACCAAAGGAGAGCAGCCGUCGAUCAGGUAGUCGGCGGUGGCAGCAGCGGGGGCGGCAGCAGCACCGCGCCCCCGGCCGCGACCCCCGCCACCCCACGGUUGCCCUUAAACGCCGGAUUCAACGCCAUGUACUCGUCGAUACCGCAGCCGAUCGCUACCAUGCCUGACACUUACAGCUCGAUGUCUAGCAGCUUGGGCGGGUCAAUGGGUGGAAGCUGUCUUCAGCAGCGCGCCGAGGGAUAUCCGGCGUACGUGUUCCACGAGCCUCUUCACUCCCUGACGCAGUCUUACUCCCACGCACACAGCACUGCUGCGCACUCGCAACCCCAUCGCGGUAUACCGACCUCUCAUGGUGGAACCCCCACUACGCCAGGAGGACAGCCUGCAGGACCAGGUGGUGCACCCUACCAGCCAACGACCUCGACCGCUACUGGUGUGAUAUCGGCUGGCGUCUCGGUGCCGGUGCAGAUCCCGUCUCAAACACCAGACCUGACCGGUAACUAUUGGCCGAGGCUCCAGUGAUCCCAGCUCUUCGGGUUCCCGCCCGCGAGCUUGCUCGUCGGCCAGGAGAGCCCGCCGCCACCGACAGCCACCCCUGGUGCAGUGUCCCGGCCGCUGCUAGCUUCCCUCGGGAUACCGACGCAGCCGACCCAGCAUCAGCCUUCCAACACGCCGGCUACCACUCCCGUGCACACCUCCGACACCAGUGAGUGAACUAACCGAUCAAUCUCUCCGAACGCUCUCUUAUAGAGAUGGUCGCGCGCGCGCGAGAUACUCGAUCACGCGAUACGAUGCGACACGAUGCGAUGCGAUGCGAUGAGAUGAGAUGAGAUGAGAUGAGAUGGUUCGUUGUGCCGUACGACGAAUCGUCGACCUCGAUCACUGCGUUCACCGCGAUCGCGCCAUGAUGGCGCGCCGCGAUACACCAACGAGAUAUUUAGCAGAUCGUUGAUCAUCGUCGAUUUACGACACACGUAUGUAGAAUCCGGACUUUUCAAGUUCAGCUGAUCAACGGUGUUCCUGAUACACGUACGUAUCAGAGAUUUAGAUAACACGAGCGUGUUUUCGUUCAUGUGUAAUACACAGGGUGGGCCGGAAUUCGUAGUACAACCGAGCAGGGGAUGAUUCUACGUCAAAAAAAUAAGAAAGAAAUUUGGUGUAACAUUUUUCUAUCUGGGGCUCUGUUUUCGAGAAAAUCGACUUUAAAGUUGAGAUUCAUGUUUGAGUUUCUGCGCAAUCAAUUUGCCUUUGUUUUUAGAAGAUGUAACCUUAGCCUGCUAUAAGGAGUAUGAUUUUCCAACAUGACUGAACACGUCGCCACAUUACACGAGGAAGGUUAAACAUUUUUUCAAUCAAACGUAUUCGUGUUGAAUCGGCCGUGACGAUAAGGUACGUUGGCAACCAAGGUCUCCGAAUCUCACGUCUAUAGAGUUUUCUUUUACAAGUUUAUAAAGACAACAUUUCAAAUAUUACACUUUUUGAAGCGAAAGAUUAUGGAGAAAUUCGUGAAAUUAAAGACCGAUAUCAACUUACAUUCUGUUCAGAUAACCAUGUCACAGAUGAAAAAAGUUAUACCAAAUUUUUUUCUUAUUUUCUGACGUAGAAUCACCCCAUGCUCGGUUGUACUACGAAUU